Messenger RNA from Cheilinus undulatus (humphead wrasse), 1581 nucleotides. RefSeq names its product cholinergic receptor, muscarinic 5a (gene chrm5a). The coding region runs from base 1 to 1581 and encodes 526 amino acids. Gene Ontology annotation, biological process: G protein-coupled receptor signaling pathway, coupled to cyclic nucleotide second messenger; adenylate cyclase-inhibiting G protein-coupled acetylcholine receptor signaling pathway; chemical synaptic transmission. Gene Ontology annotation, cellular component: synapse; plasma membrane; dendrite. The transcript has a single exon. Gene Ontology annotation, molecular function: G protein-coupled serotonin receptor activity; G protein-coupled acetylcholine receptor activity. The record is from RefSeq and is a predicted model, not a curated record. Lineage: Eukaryota; Metazoa; Chordata; Actinopteri; Labriformes; Labridae.
AUGGAGGGAGAGGUCAUACUGAACUCCUCUGCAAACGCCAGCACCAUGGAUAUCCAUCUUGUCACUCACAGUCUCUGGGAGGUGAUCACCAUCGCAACUGUGUCAGCCAUUGUCAGCCUCAUCACCAUAGUGGGGAACGUUUUAGUGAUGCUGUCCUUCAAAGUGAACAGCCAGCUAAAGACGGUGAAUAAUUACUACCUGCUGAGCCUAGCAGCUGCUGACCUUAUCAUUGGCGUUUUCUCCAUGAACCUGUACACCUCUUAUAUCCUAAUGGGUUACUGGGCCUUAGGGAACCUUGCUUGUGACCUGUGGUUGGCGUUGGACUAUGUAGCUAGUAACGCUUCUGUCAUGAACCUGUUGGUGAUCAGUUUUGACAGAUAUUUCUCUAUCACCAGACCUCUGACCUACAGGGCCAAACGGACUCCCAAACGAGCCGGGAUCAUGAUCGGUUUGGCGUGGUUGGUGUCGCUGAUCCUGUGGGCUCCGCCUAUUCUCUGCUGGCAGUACUUUGUUGGAAAAAGGACAGUCCCUGAGAGGCAAUGCCAGAUCCAGUUUUUCUCUGAGCCUGUGAUAACCUUUGGGACAGCUAUCGCUGCUUUUUAUAUCCCUGUAUCAGUCAUGACAAUCCUCUACUGUCGGAUCUACAAAGAGACAGAAAAGAGGACUAAAGAUCUGGCCGAGCUGCAGGGGAUUAACUUUACAACAGACCCAGGGGUGACCCAGCCUCAGAAGACCAUUAUCAGAUCUUGCUUUAGCUGUAAAUUAAGGUCCACUUCACAUGACAGGACUCAAGCAUCUUGGUCAUCUUCAAGCAGAAGCAAUGCGGCAAAAUCAGCAGCUACCACUAACGAUGAGUGGUCCAAAGCCGGGCAGCUGACCACCUUUAAUAGCUAUGCCUCUUCUGAGGACGAUGAAAGGCCUGUGUCUCCAGGUGGAUUUCAGACCUCUUUCAGGAACCAAGCCUGCGAGACCAUCAAGAGCGGAGCGGGCAGUGAGAGCGAGCAGCUCAGCAGCUACGAGGAGGACAGCUUCUUCCAAACCCCGCCCAAGAACAGCUCUCAGAAGAGCACCAAAGGUGUCUCAUACAAGUUCAAACCUGUGUCCAAAGACGCUCAUGUGGAGAACCACAGUAAGAACGGAGACACCAAAAUGGCUUCAUCAACAUUCUCCUCUGCUGAAUCCAUGAGCGCCCCAUCCACCUCCUCCACGUCUAAGCCCAUAGACAGCUCCCUGAAGAACCAGAUUACAAAGAGGAAGAGAAUGGUGCUGAUCAAGGAGAGGAAGGCGGCUCAGACUCUCAGCGCCAUCUUGCUGGCUUUCAUCCUGACUUGGACACCAUAUAACAUCAUGGUGCUUAUUUCCACUUUCUGCUCAGACUGCAUUCCCCUCUCGCUCUGGCACCUGGGAUACUGGCUCUGCUAUGUAAACAGCACCGUCAACCCCAUGUGCUACGCUCUCUGCAACAAGACUUUCCAAAAGACCUUUCGCAUGCUUUUACUCUGUCAGUGGAAGAAGAAAAGGAUUGAGGAGAAGCUGUACUGGUACGGACAAAACCCUGUAGUCAGCACUAAACUGACGUGA